AUGGAUUUGUAUGGGGAAAUGUAUAACUGUGAUGAACUGCUGGAUGAAUUCAUUGAGGAAAGCUCAAAUGAAGAACAUUAUGAGGAUGAAACAUUCAACCCCACAUGGAAGAAGAGCAUGAAUGGAAUUAAGAAUCCAUUGAAUGAUGAUAUGAUAAAUUUGGAAAAUGAAGCACAUGUGAAAAACAUACAGAUAGACCUAAAAAGCAAUCAACAAAAUGUUUCAACGCAAUAUUUAUUUUUAUACAUUAACACGUUUAAAGAAAAAAACAUUAAGAGGUGCUCGAGUUUAUAUGUGUUGAAUUUUUAUGACGUUCAUAUGAAGAAUGAUGAUAAAAAUGUGUUGGAUACAGAUAAAGAUUUUGUUCAUCAUUGCCAGACAAACAUUUUAAGAGAAGAAUGUGUCAGACGAGGCGAGAGCAGAAGUGGCCAAGGCCGUAACUAUGGAGAGGACGAAGUAGAUGAGGAAGAAGCGAGACGCAAUGAACGCAUGAACAAGAUUUACCUUUUCAAAAUAUAUGAAACCAUUUUGAAGCACUUCCCAUUUAGUUUCAAGUUAUGGUACCAUUACCUGAAAGACCGAAUAGAAAUGCUGCAUGAUAUUUACUAUGAUAAUAAGGAGGAAUACGAAGAAACAAAUCGAGUGUUUGACACAUGUUUGCUAUAUAUGUACCAUUUUAAAGGUAUUUAUAUUAUGUAUAUUCAAUUUUUAUUUAUUCAAAGGAAAAUUCAAAAAAUAAGAUUUCUUUUUAACCUUGCCGUUCAGAAUAUUUGCCUAAAUCAACAUGAAGAUCUUUGGGAUUAUCAACUUCGGUAUAAUGAAAAAAUUGCUAGCAAGUUAAUUAAUUAUGAAUAUGUGAAGAGGUAUGUAACGAUUUACCCUGAAAAGAUUAUCCAUUUGUUUAAUCAUUAUCUAAAGUAUAAAAUGUGUAGACAUGCGUUGAGUACGUUUUUUUACAUUCUUAGUUGUGAUGAAGAGGAAAAUCUUGAACUUGGAAAUAAUAUAACCAAGUAUGAUUUGUAUAAAGAAAUUUUUCAUCUUAUAAGUUCACGAAAAAGGUUGAAUAAUGAUAUUAUGGUAACAUUGAAAAAAAAUUCUGAUAUUUUUAAAAGGUAUGAAAAUGUUACUUCUAUUUACAUCCUCUUAGCAAAUACAUUUGUUUAUGAAGGGCGUUGGAAUAAGGCCAUGGAUGCGUAUGAAGAAGGAAUUUCUGAAUGUUACACAGUUAAUGAUUUUACUACCCUUUUUGAGGGUUACAUAGAAAUGAUGAAGAUACUAAUCCAGUUGAAGAUGAGGAAAGAGGGAAAAGUUGGAAACUCCAGUUGCAUCACAAAUUGUCAAUCCCAAAUGAACCAUUAUCAUAUGAUCGACUUGUAUAUGGAUAAAAUAAAUUACCUUUUGGAUAAACGUAAAAUAUUCAUAGCAGAUAUUAAACUGAAGAACAAUCAGAAGAAUGUAUAUAUAUGGCUAAGCAAGAUAGAUGUUGUAGAUAAUGAUAGAGAAAAAAUUGAUCUGUACAACAAGUGCUUAAAAUAUUUCGAAGAAAAUGAUUAUGUAGGGAGAUUAAGUGAUGUGUAUAUCAGUUAUGCAUAUUUCUACUACAACAAUAAUGCGUAUGAGAAAUCGGUUCAAGUUUUUAACAGAGCCAUAAGAGAUAAAAAUUUUAAAACAUUGAACGAAAUUGCAAGUAUAUUUUGUUCAUGGAUUGAAAUAGAAUUGCUUGAGAAUAAUUCUAAACAAGCUUUAAAUAUAUCCAGAUUGUGUAUUGACAUUGGUAAAGGCGAUAGAAGAAAAAAAUGGAAAAUGACGAAUGAUAGUCACCAAAAUAGUUUACCUACUGAAAUGAAAACAGACAUGAAAAAUAUUAAUCAUGAUGAUGUAACAAUUUUAAACGCAAAUUUCAAUCUUUUAAAUAAUAUAAAAUUAUCUUGUCUCAUUUUAGAUAUGGAAUUAAAUUAUGGAACAAUAGAAACUUCCAUAAAUCUAUUCGAUCUGUUAUAUCAUUCUAAAAAUAUUACUGUCAAAAUGGUUCUUUCAUUUGCAAAUUAUCUCUACGAACACAAAUAUUAUAAUGAAUGUUUCAAGACAUAUGAAAAAGCUAUUUCCAUUUUUCAGUACCCAUAUUUGUAUCCAAUUUAUGUACACUAUAUUAGAAAAUAUGUUGACAGGUAUAAAGAUAAAAACAUUGCAUAUGUGCGUGAGUUAUUUAAACAAGCCAUUUAUGGCAUUGAUAACAGAACAUACCUUCCGAAAGAAUUUGCAAAAUUUAUUUUCCUCAUGUAUGCACAGUUCGAGCACAAUUACGGAUUUUUGAAAAAAUCCCUAAGUAUUUACAAGGAGGCAAUCCCCUUCUUGCCCGAGCAGGACAAGAUCAAGUUUUACAAGUUGUUCAUUUCGAAGGUAUCCAAGUCAUACGGUGUGCACAAAGCGAGAGAAGCAUUUGAAGAAGCUAUCCAGACUCUUAAGGAUGAUGACGCAAGAGAAAUAUGUUUGUCAUACAUAGAUAUGGAAUACAAGUUAAAUGAGUAUGAACGAGUCAGGGCACUUUACAUAUACACGGCCCAAUUUACGAACCCAUCUGUGCAUGCAACUUUUUACCAGGACUGGAGAGAAUUCGAAGCAUUAUACGGAAAUGAGCACACGUUCAGGGAUAUGAUACGAAUCAAGAGAAGUGUCCUCAGCUUAUUUUCGAAUUCGCGGAUCACUAACAAGCCAGUGGAAAAGUUUGAAAAUUCUGAAAUGGGUGGAAUAGAGAAUACCAAGAGAAAGCUAAAGGAAAUUAUUGAAAAUGAGGAGAAUACUCAAAAAAAAAUGAAAAUGUUAUAA
Plasmodium gonderi is the source of this 2826-nucleotide messenger RNA. RefSeq names its product pre-mRNA-splicing factor SYF1. NCBI's taxonomy places the organism in Eukaryota, Apicomplexa, Aconoidasida, Haemosporida, Plasmodiidae. Gene Ontology annotation, biological process: generation of catalytic spliceosome for first transesterification step; mRNA splicing, via spliceosome. The record is from RefSeq and is a predicted model, not a curated record. Gene Ontology annotation, cellular component: U2-type catalytic step 2 spliceosome; post-mRNA release spliceosomal complex; Prp19 complex. Gene Ontology annotation, molecular function: protein binding. Bases 1 to 2826 code for a protein of 941 amino acids. The transcript is spliced from 5 exons.